GACGCCCCGCUGAGCCCACCAGCGCACCCUCGGCUUCCCCAUGGCUCUCCUGCGCCCUCUGCUGGCCGCCCUGGUGCUGCUCACCUGCCGCCCUGGGGGCGCCCGGGGCUGUGCCCUGCCUCGGAACCAGGCGCAGCUGAGCAGGGACAACUUGGCGCUCCUGGGCCAGAUGCGGAGACUGUCCCCUUUCUUCUGCCUGCGGGACAGAAGGGACUUCGGGUUCCCCCGGGACCUGCUGGAGGGCGGCCGGCUGCAGCAGGCGCAGGCCGCCGCCGUCCUCCAGCAGCUGCUGCAGCAGAUCUUCAACCUGCUGCUGGCGGAGCGCGCCCCGGCCCCCUGGAGCCCCGCCCUGCUGGCCCGACUGGGCGCGGGCCUCCACCUGCAGCUGGAAGGCCUGGCCGCCUGUGCGGGGCGGACCCAGGGGGCCGGAGCCGGCGGCCCGGGGGCGGACGGCGCGGUCCUGGCCAUCAAGAGGUACUUCCAGGACAUCCGUCUCUACCUGCAAGAGAAGGGACACAGCGACUGCGCCUGGGAAAUUGUCAGACUGGAAAUCAUGAGAUCCUUGUCCUCCAUGGCGACCUUGCAAGAUAGGAUAGGAAUUAAGGAUGGAGACCUGGGGUCACCUUGAGCUGAUUCUCACUGAGGGACCUGCCACAUCACCCCUGCGCUUAUGUCUGCUCACUUCAAGAGACCCUCAUUCUAGCUUUAUUACAGAAUUUUUUUAACUUUAGUACCACAAUUAUUU
This is a messenger RNA of Suricata suricatta (meerkat), 745 nucleotides long. RefSeq names its product interferon omega-1-like. The coding region runs from base 41 to 628 and encodes 195 amino acids. Gene Ontology annotation, biological process: B cell proliferation; positive regulation of peptidyl-serine phosphorylation of STAT protein; humoral immune response. Gene Ontology annotation, molecular function: cytokine activity; type I interferon receptor binding. Gene Ontology annotation, cellular component: extracellular region. The transcript has a single exon. The record is from RefSeq and is a predicted model, not a curated record. NCBI's taxonomy places the organism in Eukaryota, Metazoa, Chordata, Mammalia, Carnivora, Herpestidae.